AAAUUUCCUUAAUCUUAUUUAAAAGAAAUAUUUUAAAUUUCAACACAGUAAUAUAAAUAUCUUUAGUAUGAUCGAAAUAACAGAUUUACAAAAAAUUGGAAUAGGUCUGGCCGGUUUUGGCGUUUCAUUUCUAUUUUUGGGUGUUCUAUUUCUUUUUGACAAGGGACUUUUAGCAAUAGGAAAUAUUUUAUUCUUAUCUGGUUUGGGUUGUGUGACUGGUUUGGAGCGUACUUUUCGUUUUUUCUUCCAACGUCACAAAUUUAAAGGCACUAGCGCUUUUUUUGGUGGAAUUUUUGUAGUUCUAAUGGGCUACCCUUUAAUUGGUAUGAUAAUUGAAUCCUAUGGAUUUUUCGCUUUAUUUAGCGGGUUUUUCCCUGUGGCUAUUGGCUUUCUCAGUCGAGUUCCAAUUUUGGGUUCAUUGAUUAACCGACCAUUCAUGCAAAGACUUAUUCAAAAACUUGGCGGUGAUGCAAAUCGAACGACGGUAUAGUUUUAGAAAUACAAAUUUAUUCUGCUUGUUAAUAAAAUUCUCAUCCAAGGAUUUACAUAAUGUAAAUUUGGUUAAUUUUAUGUGAAAAUUGAAUAAGUACACAAAAUCUUAAAAUACUUAUUAAUGUUUUUCAUGCCACUUUUUUUACCUUCAUAUCAAUCUCUACAUGCUAAUUUAUAUAUAUAUAUAUAUACUGUAAGUUAGCUUUUAUCUAUUUUAUUAACGGUUGGUAUUAUUUUUUUCCU
Glossina fuscipes is the source of this 735-nucleotide messenger RNA. RefSeq names its product vesicle transport protein GOT1B. Gene Ontology annotation, biological process: retrograde transport, endosome to Golgi; endoplasmic reticulum to Golgi vesicle-mediated transport. The record is from RefSeq and is a predicted model, not a curated record. Gene Ontology annotation, cellular component: membrane; endoplasmic reticulum. NCBI's taxonomy places the organism in Eukaryota, Metazoa, Arthropoda, Insecta, Diptera, Glossinidae. The coding region runs from base 68 to 490 and encodes 140 amino acids. The transcript has 5 exons.